AUGGCGUCGCCGCUGCCACUACUCUGUCUCUGUGUCGUCGCCGCGCACCUGGCGGGGGCCCGAGAUGCCACCCCCACCGAGGAGCCCACAGCGACUGCAUUGGGCCUGGAAAGACGGUCCGUGUACCCCGGCCAGCCCUCACCAGCCCUGGAGGACUGGGAAGAGGCCAGCGAGUGGACGUCCUGGUUCAACGUGGACCACCCCGGAGGCGACGGCGACUUCGAGAGCCUGGCCGCCAUCCGCUUCUACUACGGGCCAGCGCGCGUGUGCCCGCGGCCGCUGGCGCUGGAAGCGCGCACCACGGACUGGGCCCUGCCGUCCGCCGUCGGCGAGCGCGUGCACUUGAACCCCACGCGGGGCUUCUGGUGCCUCAACCGAGAGCAACCGCAGGCCUCGUGGGGCGCGUGGGGCCCGUGGGGUCCCUGCUCGGGGAGCUGUGGGCCAGGCCGUCGUUUGCGCCGCCGCCACUGCCCAAGCCCCGCUGGGGAUGCGUGUCCCGGGCGUCCUCUGGAGGCGCAGAGGUGCGUGCGGCCUCGAUGUCCAGGGUGCGGCCUUGACACCUGUGAGUGCCCGGACCACAUCCUCCUGGGCUCAGUGGUCACCCCAUCUGGGCAACCGCUGCCAGGAGCCAGGAUCUCCCUGCGAGACCAGCCUGGCACCGUGGCCACCAGCGAUGCUCACGGAACCUUCCGGGUGCCUGGUGUCUGUGCUGACAGUCACGCCAAUAUCAGGGCCCAGAUGGAUGGCUUCUCUGCAGGGGAGGCCCAGGCCCAGGCCAACGGAUCCAUCUCUGUGGUUACCAUCAUCCUUGAUAAGCUAGAGAAGCCAUACCUGGUGAAACACCCUGAGUCCCGAGUGCGAGAGGCUGGCCAGAAUGUGACCUUCUGUUGCAAAGCCUCCGGGACCCCAAUGCCCAAGAAAUACUCCUGGUUCCACAAUGGGACCCUGCUGGACAGGCGAGCGUACAGGUACGGGGCCCACCUGGAACUCCAGGGGCUGCAUCCAGACCAGGCUGGCAUCUACCACUGCAAGGCAUGGAACGAGGCGGGUGCUGUGCGCUCGGGCACUGCCUGGCUCACUGUACUUGCCCCAGGCCAGCCAGCCUGCGACCCCCGGCCCCAAGAGUACCUGAUCAAGCUCCCUGAGGACUGUGGUCAGCCAGGCAGCGGCCCUGCCUACUUGGACGUGGGCCUCUGCCCCUACACCCACUGCCCCAGCCUGGCAGGCUCCGGCCCCCGCUGUGGGGACACCAGCUCCCGCUGCUGCUCUGUGCGCCGUCUGGAGAGAAGGGAAAUCCACUGCCCUGGCUAUGUCCUCCCGGUGAAGGUGGUGGCAGAGUGUGGCUGCCAGAAGUGUCUGCCCCGUCGGGGGCUGGUCCGGGGCCGUGUUGUGGCUGCUGACUCUGGGGAGCCGCUGCGCUUCGCCAGGAUUCUGCUGGGCCAGGAGCCCAUUGGCUUCACCGCCUACCAGGGAGACUUUACCAUCGAGGUGCCACCCUCUACCCAGCGGCUGGUGGUGACUUUUGUGGACCCCAGCGGUGAAUUCAUGGACGCUGUCCGGGUCUUGCCUUUUGACCCUCGAGGUGCCGGCGUAUACCACGAGGUCAAGGCCAUGCGGAAGAAAGCACCGGUCAUUUUAGAUGCCAGCCAGAGCAACACGAUCCCCCUGGGCGAGCUGGAAGAUGAGGCGCCCCUGGGCGAGCUGGUCCUGCCUUCUGGAGCCUUCCACAGAGCCGACGGCAAACCCUACUCAGGGCCUGUGGAGGCUCGGGUGACGUUCGUGGAUCCCCGAGACCUCACCUCGGCGGCAUCCGCCCCCAGUGACCUGCGCUUCAUGGACAGCGACGGCGAGCUGGCUCCGCUGCGCACCUACGGCAUGUUCUCCGUGGACCUCCGUGCGCCCGGCUCCGCGGAGCAGCUGCAGGUGGGGCCAGUGGCCGUGCGGGUGGCCGCCAGCCAGAUCCACAUGCCGGGCCACGUAGAGUCCCUCAAGCUGUGGUCGCUGAACCCCGAGACCGGCUUGUGGGAGGAGGAGAGCGGCUUCCGGCGCGAGGGGUCCUCGGGUCCCCGGGUGCGCCGCGAGGAGCGCAUCUUCCUGGUCGGCAACGUGGAGAUCCGGGAGAGGCGCCUGUUCAACCUGGACGUGCCUGAGCGCCGCCGCUGCUUCGUGAAGGUGCGCGCCUACGCCAACGACAAGUUCAACCCCAGCGAGCAGGUGGAGGGAGUGGUGGUCACGCUGGUCAACCUGGAGCCCGCCCCUGGCUUCUCCGCCAACCCCCGCGCCUGGGGCCGCUUCGACAGUGCGGUCACCGGCCCCAAUGGUGCCUGCCUCCCGGCCUUCUGCGACGCCGACCGGCCCGACGCCUACACCGCCCUGGUCACCGCCACCCUGGGCGGCGAGGAGCUGGAGCCAGCCCCUUCCCUGCCCCGCCCACUCCCGGCCACCGUGGGCGUCACCCAGCCCUACCUGGACAGGCUGGGGUACCGUCGGACGGACCACGACGAUCCCGCCUUCAAGCGCAACGGCUUCCGAAUCAACCUUGCCAAGCCCAGGCCAGGUGACCCCACCGAGGCCAAUGGGCCUGUGUACCCGUGGCGCAGCCUGCGGGAAUGUCAGGGGGCCCCGGUGACCGCCAGCCACUUCCGCUUCGCCAGGGUGGAGGCGGACAAGUAUGAGUACAACGUGGUGCCCUUCCGAGAGGGCACGCCUGCCUCCUGGACUGGCGAUCUCCUGGCCUGGUGGCCCAACCCGCAGGAGUUCCGGGCCUGCUUCCUCAAGGUGAAGAUACAGGGUCCCCAGGAGUACAUGGUCCGCUCCCACAACUCGGGGGGCAGCCACCCACGCACCCGAGGCCAGCUCUAUGGGCUUCGGGACGCCCGGAGCGUGCGAGACCCGGAGCGACCGGGCACCUCGGCAGCCUGCGUGGAGUUCAAGUGCAGUGGGAUGCUGUUCGACCAGCGGCAGGUGGACAGGACGCUGGUGACCAUUAUGCCCCAGGGCAGCUGCCGGCGCGUGGCCGUCAAUGGGCUCCUUCGGGAUUACCUGGCCCGGCACCCUCCGCCGGUGCCCGCGGAGGACCCAGCUGCCUUCUCCAUGCUGGCCCCCCUAGACCCUCUGGGCCACAACUAUGGCGUCUACACGGUCACUGACCAGAGCCCACGGCUGGCCAAGGAGAUCGCCAUUGGCCGCUGCUUUGAUGGUUCCUCUGACGGCUUCUCCAGAGAGAUGAAGGCUGACACUGGCACAGCCGUCACCUUCCAGUGCCGGGAGCCACCGGCUGGACGACCCAGCCUCUUCCAGAGGCUGCUGGAGUCCCCGGCGACAGCACUUGGUGACAUCCGCAGGGAGAUGAGCGAGGUGGCGCAGGCACAGGCCCGGGCCUCAGGUCCCCUCCGCACCCGCCGGGGCAGGGUCCGGCAGUGA
Molecule: messenger RNA, 3423 nt
Organism: Piliocolobus tephrosceles (Ugandan red Colobus)
Lineage: Eukaryota; Metazoa; Chordata; Mammalia; Primates; Cercopithecidae
Gene: CILP2
Product: cartilage intermediate layer protein 2
Exons: 8
Coding region: 1-3423 (1140 amino acids)
Source: RefSeq, a predicted model, not a curated record